This is a messenger RNA of Dendrobium catenatum, 2007 nucleotides long. RefSeq names its product NEDD8-activating enzyme E1 regulatory subunit AXR1. The transcript has 14 exons. The coding region runs from base 121 to 1698 and encodes 525 amino acids. Gene Ontology annotation, biological process: protein neddylation. Lineage: Eukaryota; Viridiplantae; Streptophyta; Magnoliopsida; Asparagales; Orchidaceae. Gene Ontology annotation, molecular function: NEDD8 activating enzyme activity. Gene Ontology annotation, cellular component: cytoplasm. The record is from RefSeq and is a predicted model, not a curated record.
GCCCGUACGGGUCGACCCAGGUCGAAAGGCAAUGCACCUUUCCUCUUCCUCUGUUCAAAACCCCAAACCAGAAAGGGUCUCAGCUCGUGGAGACAAACCAGGAGCUCUCCUGUCUCUGUUAUGGCUGCGGAAUCGAAGACCAAAUAUGAUCGCCAGCUUAGGAUUUGGGGUGACCAAGGGCAAACAGCGCUAGAAAAAGCCAGCAUAUGCCUUCUUAACUGUGGCCCUACUGGAUCGGAGGCAUUGAAGAAUCUUGUUCUUGGUGGCGUUGGCAGUAUCACUGUUGUUGAUGGCACCAAAGUGGAAAAACAUGAUCUUGGAAAUAAUUUCUUGUUGGAUGAAGCAAGCCUCGGGCAGUCAAAAGCAAAGUGUGUAUGCGCCUUUCUGCAGGAGUUGAAUGAUGCUGUUAAAGCUAAAUUUGUUGAGGAGUCUCCUGAAGCUCUGAUAGAAAGAAAUCCUUCGUUCUUUUCUCCGUUUACUCUAGUAAUAGCGACCCAGUUACUGGAAAUUUCAUUAUUAAAGCUGGAUAAGAUUUGUAGACAGUCUAAUGUCAUGUUGUUGGUUGCACGCUCGUAUGGACUUACUGGAUUAGUUCGUAUUUGUUUGAAGGAGCAUGAUGUUGUUGAGUCAAAACCUGAACAUUUUGUGGAUGAUCUGAGACUGCACAAUCCAUGGCCUGAGUUAAAAGAGUUUGCAAAAACUAUGGAUCUAAAUGUGACAGAUCCUGUUGUACACAAGCAUAUACCUUACAUAGUUAUCCUUAUUCAUGUUGCUGAAAAAUGGGCUGAUGGCCAUGGUGGAUGUUUACCAACUACUAGACAAGAGAAAAAGGAGUUUAAGGAUCUAAUAAAAGGUUACAUGAUUAAUAUGGAUGAAGAAAAUUACAAAGAAGCUAUUGAAUCAUCCUACAAAGUUUCCCUACCUCACGGAAUUAGUUCUCAGCUGCGUCAGAUCAUAAAUGACAAUAACGCUGUUGAAGUUAAUUCAGCAUCUCCAGACUUCUGGAUUCUAGUCGCUGCUUUGAAGGAAUUCAUUGAAAAUGAAGGUGCUGGAGAACCACCUCUUGAGGGAUCAAUACCUGAUAUGACAUCCUUAACGGAAUAUUACAUCAGCCUACAAAGGAUUUACCAAGCCAAGUUUGAGUCUGAUUGUCUUGCUAUUGAGCAUCGUGUAAGGACCAUAUUGAAGAGAAUUGGUAGGGAUCCUGAUACUAUUUCAAGGGCCUUCAUUAAGAACUUCUGCAAAAAUACUAGAAAGCUCACUGUGUGUAGAUACCGACCACUUGAGGAUGAGCUAAUUUCCCCUGCUAUUUCAGAAUUGCAAAAGUACAUGACAGAUGAAGAUUUCAGCUUUUCUGUUAGCUUCUACAUUCUACUCCGAGCUGUUGAUCGGUUUACUGCCAAUUACAACAGAUUUCCUGGAUUGUUUGAUAAUGAAAUGGAGGAAGACAUAUCUAGAUUGAAGACCAUUGCAGUUGGUGUACUGAGCGACUCCGGUCUUCAUGGUUCCACUCUAGCUGAGGAUCUAAUCAAUGAAAUGUGCAGAUAUGGAGGUGCUGAAAUCCAUCCAGUAGCAGCCUUCAUAGGGGGCGUUGCCUCCCAGGAAGCAAUCAAGCUUAUUACAAAGCAAUUUGUUCCAUUGAAUGGAACACUGGUUUUCAAUGGAAUUGAUCAGAAGUCUCAGGUGCUGGCUGUAUAAUUGCAAUCAUCUGCUCGAAUAAGUAAAAGCUAUUGCCAUCGAGAGAACUGAGUUCCAUUUAAGAAAAUAUUGUUUGUUAUCAUUUUCUGUGUGCAAAAGCUACGCAUUAGUGUAUUUCUAUAGAAACUUUUGCAUUGCAUAUUCUUCAACCAUAGUUUUUGUAAUUUGAAGUCUUCUUUUGUCGAUUCUACUUUAAGUUCAUUAAUCAAUAGGGGGUACAAACUGAAGGAUGGCAUCUGCAAUUGAAUCACUAAUGUAAUCCUGUUCUUUGAGGACCAAUAUGUUGAACUUCUUGAUGUUUAUUACUUC